This is a messenger RNA of Carya illinoinensis, 360 nucleotides long. Its product is annotated as classical arabinogalactan protein 1-like. The transcript has a single exon. The record is from RefSeq and is a predicted model, not a curated record. NCBI's taxonomy places the organism in Eukaryota, Viridiplantae, Streptophyta, Magnoliopsida, Fagales, Juglandaceae. Bases 1 to 360 code for a protein of 119 amino acids.
AUGGCUCACUCAGGCAUUUUCAUUCUUACGCUACUGACGGCAAUGUUGGUGAGUUCCACCAUAGCACAAUCUCCAGCGUCGUCCCCGAAGACAUCUCCACCGGCCUCGUCUCCCACCUCUCCGGCUGUGACUCCUCCAGUUUCUGCUCCUUCUCCUCAGGCUGCUGCUCCAUCUCCGACCGCAGUUAACUCUCCUCCGUCGCUGUCUCCCGCGUCCUCCGAAGCUCCAGCGAGCCCUCCCUCUUCGAUCUCGCCACCGUCCGAAGCACCGGGACCGGCCGAGAGCGGGGCGGUUUCGAACCGUCUCGCAUUCGUUGGAUCUGUGGCUCUAGCCGUGUCCGCUGGGUUUUUGAUAAUCUAG